AUGGGUGAUGAUGGGGGGUUAAUGGAUUUAAUGGGUGAUGCUUCUGGGCUGGCGGCAAGGAGACGGGAUCUGCUGAGGAACCGGGCCAGUGAGGAUAAACAAAAUCUACUGACAGCAAUAAACAUCUUCAAACCUUGCAACUCAGAAGUUGGCACUCUGAGAAUUCUUCUGCAUGGACCACAAGGUGCUGGAAAAUCAAGCUUUUUCAACUCUGUGUAUAAUGUUCUCCAGGGCCGCAUCACUACCAGAGCCCUGGCACAUGCAGUAGAAACUGGUCAAAGUUUCACUGUGAAAUGCAAAACAUAUAAAGUGAAGAAGGACAGCCCUGACUCCUACUUUCCUUUCAAUUUCACUGACAUUGCCGGAAUGCACAGUGAAGAUAGAGGAAUAAAGAUGGAUGACAUCAUCAAAUUAUUAAACGGUCACAUCAACAGUGGUUAUAAUUUUAACCCAUUAAAACCAAUUACCGAAGAAGACCCGAAGUAUAACAAGAACCCCACUCUGAAAGACAGGAUUCACUGUCUGGUUGCUGUUUUUCCUGCUAACACUGUUUCUAUGAUGGAUGACACUAAUUUGCCCAUAAUUAGGCAAAUGAGUGAUGUUCGUAAGGAAGCAAGAGACUUGG
Molecule: messenger RNA, 625 nt
Organism: Sinocyclocheilus grahami
Lineage: Eukaryota; Metazoa; Chordata; Actinopteri; Cypriniformes; Cyprinidae
Product: interferon-induced protein 44-like
Exons: 4
Biological process (GO): immune response
Source: RefSeq, a predicted model, not a curated record